AUGUAUGACGUUGUGGGCAACCGGGACCGCGUGAGCCAGCAGAUCCAGAUCAAACUCGGCGACUACCAGAUCGCACAGACGCUGCUCGACGACCCCAGCAAAUCCAUCGGCAUCUGUGCUGAGCCCCCCAGCCCCGCGCCAUGUCACCCGUCCCGGCGGGAGAGCGAGUUCAAGAAGCCGGCCCACGCUCCCCAGAACGGACGAGUUCACCAUCGACCGCCCUACCCCUACAACAAGAGCGAAAGCCUGAGUUCCACGGGCGCGCCCGCUCACCGCCCUCCCCCGCUGCGGAUAUCCAAUGGCUUCCAACCACCGAGUUCAAGUAUCGAUAGCAGUCAAUUGCCAAUAGAAAGUAUUUUAAAGGAGAUGAAGUCACUACCUACCCCAUUGUCUGUGAUAGCGGCCACGCCGAGGAAAGAACUCGAAAACAAGUUCAUUUUCAACCCCUAUACUAAUAAGGUGCAAGAGAACCCUCAGCUAGCGAACAACGAUCUCAAAACACCUGUAACGAAGCCUGGUCUCGAUAACCGGAUAUCUAAUUCGAGGAGUUCAGUUUCGCCUCAACAUGUGAACGCGCGUGGUUGCAGUGAGGUGGUGAAUAAGGAUCUCGGGCUUUCGGAAAGCGAUGACGAGGUCGCCGUCACCACGGCAAGGCUUGGACCUAUCAUAUCUCCUAUCGGCUCCGGCGGCAGUCCCAGUUCCGGCAGUGAAUCCUCCCCGUCCGAUUCCGAGUCGGAAUCAUCCUCUAGUGAGUCGACAGCGGCUUGCACGGCCGCGCCCGCCGCGCAGCCCGCGGCCGAGCGACCCUCAUGGAGUCUCAGUAACUUCGCCCCUCCCUCACAGCAUCCGCCGCAGCACUACGACGCCGGCAAGGAUCUCCGGCACGCACUCGAAGAUGUCAAAGGCAAACCGAGUCCAAUUUCGGAGUUGUCGGACUCUGAGACUUCGUCGCCGUCGCCCGGCGCGUCGCGGCGUCGGCGCUCUACACAGCUGUACUAA
Papilio polytes (common Mormon) is the source of this 999-nucleotide messenger RNA. It is a transcript of the gene lilli, whose product is annotated as AF4/FMR2 family member 3-like. The transcript is spliced from 12 exons. The coding region runs from base 1 to 999 and encodes 332 amino acids. The record is from RefSeq and is a predicted model, not a curated record. Lineage: Eukaryota; Metazoa; Arthropoda; Insecta; Lepidoptera; Papilionidae.